Molecule: messenger RNA, 831 nt
Organism: Formica exsecta
Lineage: Eukaryota; Metazoa; Arthropoda; Insecta; Hymenoptera; Formicidae
Product: keratin, type I cytoskeletal 9-like
Exons: 5
Coding region: 1-831 (276 amino acids)
Source: RefSeq, a predicted model, not a curated record
AUGUUAGUAACUGUUCUGCUGAACGCGGCCAAUAUAACAUGCGCGCGAGUACACAGUACACAUGCGCGGGAAACACGUUUACGAGGGAAAAGGCAGCCAUUAUUUCUUAAUCUUCCGGAGAACAGCGAAGAAAUGAAGAAGCUCAAGAAAAACGCAGAGAAAGACCACCAAUAUUCCACAAAUAUCAAUCAAAAUUUAAGAAACGUAGAGGAAGACGAACAUAAUUUGACAAACAUGGAAAAAGAUCACCAACAUUCCAGAAGCGUAAAGAAUAAUUUGACAAACAUGGAAAAAAAUCACCAACAUUCCAGAAGCGUAGAGAAAGAUGAACAAAAUAUAGCAGCCAAUAAGAAAAAAGAUAUUGAAUCCGAAAUGGAUAAAGAAAUGGAACUAAAUCAUAUUGAAAAUGUAGAACUAGAAUUGUCUCUCACAAGAGCCGAGGUGAAAGCAAUGGCUGAUCAAAAUACGGUUUUAAAAGCACAGCUUGAAAAAUUGCGGCGGAAAUUAACAUCAUCAACAAGAGCUACGGCACCAUCACAGUCAACAUCGUCUCUCACAAGAGCAGAGAUAAAAGCAAUGACUGAUAAAAAUACGAUUUUAAAAGCACAAACAACACAACAAUUAACAUCACCAGCAAGAGCUACGGUACCAUCACAGUCAACAGCGGAACCUACGAUAGAGGCGAUACCAUCUCGACCAAAAAUUAUACAACAACCAUGCAGAUGGGCCAGAGCAGGACGCGGAGGCCGUGGAGGUCGUGCAAAUCGUGGAGGCCGUGGAAAUCGUGGAGGUCGUGGUGGGCAUGGAGGACGUUACUGUGUAUUACUCUAA